This is a messenger RNA of Guillardia theta CCMP2712, 473 nucleotides long. RefSeq lists its product as hypothetical. The coding region runs from base 76 to 351 and encodes 91 amino acids. NCBI's taxonomy places the organism in Eukaryota, Cryptophyceae, Pyrenomonadales, Geminigeraceae. The record is from RefSeq and is a predicted model, not a curated record. The transcript has 3 exons.
GGGCAUUACCCUCCUGCAUUCAACAUCCCACCUUUCUUUGAAAGAGACUUCGGUGAUGUAUGUAUACCUCAGACCAUGGAGGAUUCCAAAGAGUGGCUCAACCUGAACACUCAACAUCUUUCCCCCUGGUUUCAAAGCCCUAUGCGUCUCCCUGAAAACUUGUUGCAUGGAAUGGUCUGGAUCGCCGCUGCAAUACAAAGCAUCGAUCAAACCCUUGUCCAAUAUUCGAUCAAACGAAUGUGGUGGAAAAUUUUGGUGAAGCCUGCGACAGUCUGCGACAACGAAGUCAAUGUUCUCAAUCCCCAUGAGGCCUGCCCUCUGUUUGCAUUGACUAAUGGCAAUUGGCGAUAAAUCCACCGCGGUAAUGUCACUCCAACCUUCAUGUGCUAGAAAGAACGACAGCAUGGAGCUACCACAACCCAGAUCCAGCACUUUACUUGUCUUGGGACAAAUUUCCGUGAGGGUUCCAGUCA